Messenger RNA from Fukomys damarensis (Damara mole-rat), 1151 nucleotides. RefSeq names its product D-aminoacyl-tRNA deacylase 2 (gene Dtd2). The transcript is spliced from 3 exons. Gene Ontology annotation, cellular component: cytoplasm. The record is from RefSeq and is a predicted model, not a curated record. Gene Ontology annotation, biological process: tRNA metabolic process. The coding region runs from base 41 to 547 and encodes 168 amino acids. Gene Ontology annotation, molecular function: D-tyrosyl-tRNA(Tyr) deacylase activity. Lineage: Eukaryota; Metazoa; Chordata; Mammalia; Rodentia; Bathyergidae.
GAGAGUGGGCGGAAGCCCUGGCACUAGACUGCUUCUAGCAAUGGCUGACGGCGGCUGCACACCUGUGGCCCGGGCGCUCCUGCAGCAGUGCCUGCACGCCCGAUUGCAAGUUCGCCCAGCGGAGGGAGACGCCGCGGCCCAGUGGGUAGAGAUUCAGAAAGGAUUAGUGAUCUAUGUGUGUUUCUUCAAGGGAGCUGACAAAGAACUUCUUCCCAAAAUGGUUAAUACACUGUUAAAUGUGAAGUUAAGUGAAACAGAAAAUGGCAAGCGCGUCUCUAUAUUGGAUCUCCCUGGCAACGUUCUAAUCAUCCCUCAAGCCACCCUUGGGGGCAGAAUAAAAGGAAGAAACAUGCAAUAUCACUCUAACUCUGGAAAAGAAGAAGGAUUAGAACUUUUUUCUCAAUUUGUGUCUCUAUGUGAAAAAGAAUUAGCUGCUAACAGCAAAUGUGCUGAAGCUGGGGUUGUAGUGGAACAUGGCACUUACGGGAACAGGCAGGUAUUAAAGAUGGAUACCGAUGGACCUUACACACACCUAAUUGAAUUUUGAAAAAUUAAAAAUUACUUUCCACAGCAAUUUUCUAAUAUAUAAUGAUCUGAACUAUAAUUAGAUUUCCUUCCCUUUCAUUUUAAAUAUACUAACCUGCAACUUUUUUCUUCUUUGUGGUAGUAGGGAUUGAAUCCAGGGUCUGGCAUACACUACACAAGUACCCUAUCACUGGGCUAUAUCCUCACCCACAGUCUGCAGCAUUUUUAGACAAGAAUAUCCUGGGUCCCCUAAAUUACUGCAAAUUGCUAAUUAGAUGACUUUGCCAAAUCACCUGAGCUCUAGAUCUCAAUCUUUUGUCCUGCUUUCUUCCACCUUUCCACUUAAAAAUUUGAAAAAUGUUGUCUGUUCAUUUCACUGUCACUAAAAAAAUUUUAAGCAUGUUUUUAAAAUGAUGAAAUGUACACAAUCAAGACAAACACAUUUCUUAUACCCUAAAAUAUAUGCAUAUGUAAUAAAAAUAAAUUUUUGUGUUAAAGUUUCAUAAAUCCACCACAAAUUAUAACUUGGCCAAUUUUAUUAUACUAUUUCAGGUUUCUAGUUUUGUUGUUGUUGCCUUGUGGUAGUGUUGAACCCAGGGCCUUCACAGUGAAUUACAACUCCAUCC